AUGGUCGGGGAACUCCGCUACAGGGAAUUCAGAGUGCCCCUGGGGCCCGGCUUGCAUGCCUAUCCUGACGAGCUGAUCCGCCAGCGAUUGGGCCAUGAUGGGCACCCAGAGUACCAGAUCCGCUGGCUCGUCCUCCGGCGUGCAGAGGAUGAGGAGGGGGGCUCCAGUCAAGUGGACUGCAAGGCGGAGCACAUCCUGCUGUGGAUGUCCAAUAACGAGAUCUACGCCAACUGCCACAAGAUGCUGGGCAAGGACGGCCAAGUUGUCUGGCCUUCCCGGGAGGCUGCGCGGGAGGCUGGGGCCCUGGACAAGUCUGUGCUGGAGGAGAUGGAAACCGAUGUGAAGUCCCUGAUUCAGAGGGCCCUUCGGCAGCUGGAGGAGUGCACGGGCACCACCCCUCCUGCUCCCCUGCUUCACACUGUGCACGUGCUCAGCGCCUAUGCCAGCAUCGAGCCCCUCUCUGGGGUCUUCAAAGACCCGCGGGUCCUGGAUCUGCUCCUGCACAUGCUGAGUAGCCCGGAUUAUCAGAUCCGCUGGAGCUCCGGCCGGAUGAUCCAAGCCCUGGCCUGCCACGAUGCCGGCACCCGGACCCAGAUUCUCCUGUCCCUGAGCCAGCAAGAGGACAUUGAGAAACACCUGGAUUUUGACAGCCGCUGCGCCCUGCUGGCUCUGUAUGCACAGGCCACACUCUCCGAACACCCCAUGUCUUUCGAGGGCAUUCAGCUGCCACAGAUCCCAGGAAGGCUGCUCUUCUCCCUGGUGAAGCGCUAUCUGCAUGUCACCUCCCUCCUGGAUCAGCUGAAUGACAGCGCUGCAGAACCAGGAGCCCGGAACAGCUCUGCUCCUGAGGAGCUGAGCAGGGAGAGGGGUCGGCUGGAAUUGGAGUUCAGCAUGGCCAUGGGCACCCUGAUCUCAGAGCUGGUACAGGCCAUGCGCUGGGACUGGGCCUCCAGCAGACAGGGGCCCUUGGCUCAGUCUUCCGGUUCCAUCUUCCAGCCCCAGCCGGCAGAUGCCGGCCUAGGGCUGCCGCCCGCCCAGGCCCAGGCCUCCCUCAGGAGGCCAACGUGGUUUCGCCCUCGCUCUGAGUUCGCAAGCGGCAACACCUAUGCCUUAUAUGUGCGGGAUACCCUGCAGCCGGGGAUGCGGGUGCGGAUGCUAGAUGAUUUCGAGGAGGUCAGUGCCGGGGAAGAGGGCAAGUUCCAGCAGAGCAACAAUGGCGUGCCCCCUGUGCAGGUGCUGUGGGAAUCGACUGGCUACACCUAUUGGGUACACUGGCACAUGCUGGAGAUUCUGGGCUUUGAGGAAGAGGACGUGGCUGAGGCCGAUGAGUACCGGGGGGCAGCGCGCAGUGGCGCCCGGGGUGGAGCCCUGCCCUCCUGCCGAUGGAAGCCCAUGGCGGAGCUCUAUGCCGUGCCCUAUGUGCCGCCUGAGGAUGAGGGCGCGGAAGAGAGCGAGCACCUGACCCAGGCCGAGUGGUGGGAGCUCCUCUUCUUCAUCAAGAAGCUGGGCGGACCCGGCCACCGGGAGGUUCUCCAGAUCCUCCAGGAGAACCUCGAUGGGGAGGUCCUGGAUGACGAGAUCCUGGCUGAGCUGGCCGUGCCCGUGGAGUUGGCCCAGGACCUGCUGUUGGCUCUGCCAGAGCGCCUGGAUGACAGCGCGCUCAGGGACCUGCUCAACUGCCGUGUCUACAGGAAAUAUGUGCCCGAGGCCCUGGCAGGGGAGCCGGCUUACCCAUCCCUGCUGGAAGCCCAGGCCCAGCCUCAGGAACCAGCAGAUGCAGCCAGCAUGGAAGAAAAAGACCCUCUGCCGCAGCCCCCCCGCAGCCCCCUGCGGCGCCUGGUGGAGGGCUAUGGGCCCGCCGGGAAAAUUGUCCUGGACCUGGAGCAAGCCCUCAGCGCGGAGGGGACCCAGGAGAGCGAGGUCAAGUCGCUGCUGCUGCUACUGCAGCAACAGCCCCAGCCCUUCCUGGUGCUGAUGCAGAGCCUGGACACUCCAGCGGCCAACAGGGCCCUGCACCUGGCCGUUCUGAGAGUCCUGAGGCGGCUAGUGGACUUCCCUGAUGCGCUGCUGCUCCCCUGGCAUGAGGCUAUGGACGCCUUCGUGGCCUGCCUGCGGUCCCCAGACACUGACCGAGAGGUGCUCCAGGAGCUGGUCCUCUUCCUGCACCACCUGGCCUCGGUGAGCAGGGACCAUGCCGUGGUGCUGAAUCAGCUGGGAGCCCGAGAUGCCCUCUCCAAGGUUCUGGAGAAGCACCUGGGGAAGCUGGAUCAGGCCCAGGAGCUGCGGGACAUGGUGUUCAAGUGUGAGAAGCAUGCCCACCUGUACAGGAAACUCACCACCAACAUCCUGGGAGGCUGUAUCCAGAUGGUGCUGGGCCAGAUCGAAGACCACAGACGAACCCACCGACCCAUCAACGUCCCCUUCUUUGACGUGUUCCUCCGAUAUCUGUGCCAGGGCUCCAGUGUGGACGUGAAGGAGGACAGGUGCUGGGAGAAGGUGGAGGUGUCCUCCAACCCGCUCUGGGCCAGCAAGCUGACCGACCGCAACCCCAAGACCUACUGGGAGUCCAACGGCAGCACCGGCUCCCACCACAUCACCGUGCACAUGCGCCAGGGCGUCCUCGUGCGGCAGCUGACUCUGCUGGUGGCCGGCGAGGACUCGAGCUACAUGCCGGCCAGGGUGGCGGUGUUCGGGGGCGACAGCACCAGCUCUCUGAACACGGAGCUCAAUGCGAUCAAUGUGAUGCCCUCCGCCCGCCGGGUGGUCCUCCUGGAGAACCUCACCCGCUUCUGGCCCGUCAUCCAGAUCCGCAUAAAGCGCUGCCAGCAGGGCGGCAUCGACACGCGCAUUCGGGGGCUGGAGGUCCUGGGCCCCAAGCCCACGUUCUGGCCCGUAUUCCGGGAGCAGCUCUGUCGCCACACGCGCCUCUUCUACCUGGUCCGGGCGCAGGCCUGGAGCCAGGGCGUCGCCGAGGACCGCAAGCGCCUGCUGCACCUGAGCUCCAGACUCAACGGGGCUCUGCGCCACGAGCAGAACUUUGCCGAUCACUUCCUCCCUGACCACGAAGCUGCCCAAGCGCUGGGCAAGAUCUGCUGGGAGGCCCUGAUCAGCCCCCUGGUGCAGAACAUCACCUCCCCCGACGAGGACGGCACCAGCCCCCUGGGCUGGCUGCUGGACCAGUACCUGGGGUGUCGGGAGGCUGCCCACAACCCUCAGAGCCGCGCGGCAGCCUUCUCCUCGAGGGUGCGCCGCCUCACCCACCUGCUGGUGCAUGUGGAGCCCUGUGCGGGGCCCGCUGCGGCGGGGGCCGCUCCUCGGCCCAAAGGCAGAAACAGAAGCCACGACUGGGGCUCCCUGGCUGCCCCGGGCCUUCCCACCAGCAUCACGAAAAACCUGACCGGCUGCUGGGAGGCAGCCGUGGAGGAGCAGGUGAACAGUUUCCUGACCUCACACUGGCAGGAUGAGGACUUCGUGCCGCGCUUCUGCGAGCACUUCCACCACCUGCAGAGGUCCAGCUCCGAGCUGUUUGGGCCGCGGGCAGCCUUCCUGCUGGCGCUGCAGAGCGGCUGUGCCGGGGCCUUGCUGAAGCUCCCUUUUCUCCGAGCGGCCCACGUGAGCGAGCAGUUUGCCCGGCACAUCGACCAGCGGAUCCAGGGCAGCCGGAUGGGCGGGGCCCGGGGGAUGGAGAUGCUGGCGCACUUGCAGCGCUGCCUGGAAACCGUCCUGAUCUUCUCUGGCCUGGACAUAGCCACCACCUUUGAGCAUUACUACCAGCACUACAUGGCGGACCGGCUCCUGAGCCGGGGCUUCAACUGGCUGGAGGGGGCCGUGCUGGAGCAGAUCGGUUCCUGCUUCCCCAGCCGCCUCCCCCAGCAGAUGCUGCGGAGCCUGAGCGCCUCCGAGCGGCUGCAGCGCCAGUUCCACCUCUUCCAGCUGCAGCGGCUGGAUCAGGAACUCCUGAAGCUGGAGGACAUAGAGAAGAAGAUACAGGAGGCCAGCGGCAAGGAGCAUGAGAGAGCGGGCGGAGAGGACGCCAAGGAAGCCGGGGCCGUGGCAGCUACAGAGGAAGAUGAGGAUGAGGAUGAGAACGAGGACCUCUAUUAUGAGGGGGCGAUGCCGGAGGUGUCUGUGCUGGUCUUGGCACCACGCUGCUGGCCCAUGGCCUCCAUCUGCCACACGCUGAACCCCAGGACCUGCCUGCCCUCCUACCUGAGGGGCACCGUGAACCGAUACUCCAACUUCUACAAGAGUCAGAGCUCCCCUGCCCUGGAGCAGGGCCCGCAGAGGCGGCUGCAGUGGACGUGGCUGGGCCGGGCCGAGGUGCAGUUUGGGGACCAGACCCUGCAUGUGUCCACCGUGCAGAUGUGGCUGCUGCUGUAUCUCAACGACCUGAAGGCGGUCUCUGUGGAGAGCCUGCAGGCCCUCUCGGGGCUCUCUGCAGACAUCCUCCAUCAGGCCAUUGGGCUUCUCACCUCCUCACGAGGCCCCCUGGACCUUCACGAGCAAAAGGAUGUCCCAGGAGGUGUGCUCAAGGUUCGAGAGGACAGCGAGGAGCCCAGGCCAAGGAGGGGCAGCGUGUGGCUCAUCCCACCUCAGCCGUACCUGAAAGCUGAGGAUGAAGAGGGCCGGAACCUGGAGAAGAGGCGGAACCUUCUGAUCUGCCUCAUCGUCCGAAUCCUCAAGGCCCACGGGGACGAGGGGCUGCACAUUGGCCAGCUUGUGUGCCUGGUGCUGGAAGCUUGGCAGAAGGGCCCAUGUCCUCCCAGGGAUUUGGUCAGCGGCCUGGGGCGGGGGUCUGCCUGCAGCAGCACCGACGUCCUCUCCUGCAUCCUGCACCUUCUGGGCAAGGGCACGGUGAGACGCCGUGACGACCGGCCCCAGAUGCUGUCCUACGCUGUCCCCGUGACGGUGACGGAGCCCCACACCGAGUCCCUGAACCCGGGCACCUCAGGCCCCAACCCACCCCUCACCUUUCACACCCUGCAGAUUCGAUCUCGAGGGGUGCCCUACGCCUCCUGCUCCGUCACCCAGAGCUUCUCUACCUUCCGGUAG
Pipistrellus nathusii (Nathusius's pipistrelle) is the source of this 5052-nucleotide messenger RNA. Lineage: Eukaryota; Metazoa; Chordata; Mammalia; Chiroptera; Vespertilionidae. The record is from the annotation of a GenBank genome assembly.